AUGUCUGUGCCACUACCGCCCCCAGCAGCGAUACCGCUGCCUCCGUCAGCAAGCGCGGCUCCACCGCCGCCCCCCAUGGCAGCUGUACCACUCCCACCUCCUCCGCCCAUGGCAGCCGUUCCUCCGCCACCGCUCGCGCCAUUGGCUCUGCCUCCACCAGCGAGCAUCGCCCCUCUGCCACAGCUGCCAGGCGUCAAUGUAGCGGUGCCGACACCACCACUCUCGGCGAUUCCUGCGGACCCACUGCCUCCGACAGCCGCACCCCUUGCUCCAACAAGUGUGGUGGCCCCACCUGCGUCCGUACAGGUGGCAGCAGCGCAACCGCCUGUGCAACCCAUCUCCGUUGAGGCUUGGCGGACUCUGGAAGCCACAACCCGUGAACCGGUGCCGAACAUGGAGGCCACCCGCUACCUGGCGGUGGAGGAGCGGGUGCGAGAUGAGGUGUGUCGGCUCUUUAUCCUUUCUGACUACGAUGUUGGUACCCUCAUGGUAAACGUCGUCCAAAGCCUCCAGCAUGUGGGACGUCAUGACGUGGGCCUUCUACGGAACCAGAUGAGCACGGCCUUCACUGUCACUCAGUCCACCGCGUACGCGCGGCAAAGGAACACCUCGGUGGAGGAGCGACGCCACGCUGUUGCCGAUGCGGUCGAGCGCAUCAACCAGACUGGCAGCAAAGCCGAACGUGCGUUUGCUGAGGUGGCGCAACGGGUGACACCGGCUGCGCUUCCGGCAGCACCAGUGACGGUUGCCUCCCCCGCUGCAGUGCCGAUGUUCCGCAAGAGCGCUUACGAACUGCUGAUGGAGCAAAUCGCAGCCACUCGCCGCGGCUGCAGCCCACAGAACCGUCGCAUCUCCUCGCCGGAGGGGCGGCGGAAGCGCGCAGCGGGUGGGGCGGGGUGUGGUGAGCAUCCUACCUCCUACAACGGCAGCUAUCUGCUGCGGCGCUACGGGAGCACGUACGAUCCGCGGCGCCACUAUAGCCAUUACCGCUACUACGGCCUUCCUCCAUCGAAGUGA
This is a messenger RNA of Leishmania braziliensis MHOM/BR/75/M2904, 1017 nucleotides long. RefSeq lists its product as hypothetical. Lineage: Eukaryota; Euglenozoa; Kinetoplastea; Trypanosomatida; Trypanosomatidae. The transcript has a single exon. Bases 1 to 1017 code for a protein of 338 amino acids. The record is from RefSeq and is a predicted model, not a curated record.